Molecule: messenger RNA, 867 nt
Organism: Empidonax traillii (willow flycatcher)
Lineage: Eukaryota; Metazoa; Chordata; Aves; Passeriformes; Tyrannidae
Gene: SAP18
Product: Sin3A associated protein 18
Exons: 3
Coding region: 9-536 (175 amino acids)
Biological process (GO): negative regulation of DNA-templated transcription
Cellular component (GO): nucleus
Molecular function (GO): transcription factor binding; transcription corepressor activity
Source: RefSeq, a predicted model, not a curated record
CUCGCGAGAUGGGCGGUGCUCGGCGGGACAUCCGGGAGCGCCGGGACAAGAUGGCGGUGGAGUCGCGGGUGACGCAGGAGGAGAUCAAGAAGGAGCCCGAGAAGCCGAUCGACCGCGAGAAGGUGGCCGGGAUGGGCGGCGGUGGUGCCGCGCCGCCUCUCCGGGCGCGGCGGGGUGGACAGCGACGGUUUUGGCAAGCUUUUUUUACUGUUGCUUUUGAGAAGGUGAAGCACUUUGGUUUGUUUGUUCAAUCUAGGAUGGAUGCAACUCUGAAAGAGCUGACCAGCUUAGUGAAAGAAGUUUACCCAGAAGCACGGAAGAAGGGCACACACUUCAAUUUUGCAAUUGUUUUUACAGAUCUCAAGAGGCCUGGCUAUAGGGUGAAGGAGAUCGGCAGUACCAUGUCGGGCAGGAAGGGAACAGAUGAUUCCAUGACAUUGCAGUCUCAGAAAUUCCAAAUAGGAGACUACUUGGAUAUAGCCAUCACUCCUCCGAAUCGCGCACCGCCCCCAUCAAGCCGCAUGAGACCUUACUAAACUACUGCUUCUUUGUAUGAUUACACAUUCUCUUUAUUCCUACUUGCUGUUCUAAAGCAGGCUUAUUUUUGUGCUUUUGUUGCUAAGCACCUGAAAACAAAGCAGAGCAUCAGAAAGGAAAGUUAACUCUUAAACCUUAAGUUUUAGUUUAUUUGUUUAGUAGAAACUCUUUUUUUUUAGCAGCGCCAUCAUCCUAUCCCUGAUUGUUGCAGUUUGAUUAGUAAGUUAGCGUGUCCAGUGUUUCAAAGCUUCCAUAAAAUAUGACCGGGAGGAUUACAGGUGGUCUGUAGUUCUGUCUUGUUUGGAAUAAAGAUUGAUGUUAUUAAUCUUU